AUGACACCAUCCAAAGAGUAUUUUGAAGACUUUAGGAUCCAGGAAUUGGAAUCCUGUGCAGCGAUAUAUGAUAACUUUGUCGUUGACGCUUGUAAAUUUCAAGGCUCAAUAAGCAUCCCCAUCGAAACUACUUCAACAGUUUUAAAUCUUGUGAGUCGCACUAAUGGAAAAGAGACUAUAGUGUCUUCACGAAAUGUUCAUUAUCUACACCCUAUAGAGUUGAAAGUUUCAUUAGUUGAUGGUUACCCAGAACAGAAUCCGCCACUUCUUGAGCUCCAUUGGCCUGACUUGAGUGAUAAAGAAGAUGAUAUUUGCCGAGACCUUUUACAGAUAUGGCAAGACUACAAGGACCAAGUUGUGUUUAGUAUGCUUGACCACAUUUUUCAUAGUUUGGAAAACUAUAUCCCCAAUAGUAUUAAUGUUACUGAACUUGACGAAUAUCUUGCAUUGGUUGACAAUGACCGAAAGUGUUUACAAGCAAAGUUUGACUGCACAACUUUUACUUGUGAGAUAUGCCAGUCGGAUUUAAAGGGUGCACAUUGCACAAGAUUAGAAGAUUGCCAACAUGUGUUUUGCAAUGAGUGCUUAAGAGACUAUUUCGCAUCUCACAUCACUGAGGGAAGUAUUGAUAAAGUACACUGUCCAAACUUUGAGUGUACUAAAAAAUACAUAAAGACGAAAGAAGAGGUGCUCAAGCUCGAGACUUGGAUGAUGAAUAAUGAAAACGAAAAAGUGAGUGAUAUUGUAAAGACUUUACUAAUACCACCCAUUCCACCAACAGUAUUGGAAAGUUUGUUAAGUAAAGAUCUUGUUGAACGAUAUCUGACACUAUUCAAAAAUGCACAAUAUGAAUUAAUAGGCCGACUUCUUCCAAACAGAUUAGUAAAGUGUCCCAGAAUUGGUUGCGAAGAAUCUAUAUUCAGAGAAGAAUUGAAUGAACGGCUUGUUGUCUGUGCAAAGUGUCGGUAUGCGUUUUGCAACGAUUGUCGUAUGUCAUACCAUGCUAGAUUCAAGCCAUGUAAAAAAACGGCUGAAAAUGCACCAUAUGGUGGUAUACCAGUAGAAGAUUUAGAAACAUACAAUUCUUUGCCUCAAGGCUCAAACGAGAGGAAGAUUCUCAAUGCUAAGUUUGGUAUGAAAAGGAUCCUUAAGGCAGUCGAGGAGUUUGAAAUGGAUCAGCUCUUUGAGAGUUUGAUCAAGCAGGGAGGUGAUAUUAGGAAAUGUCCCAGUUGUGAAGCGGUUAUAGAAAAGACCGAAGGAUGCAACAGGAUGAAAUGCAGCGAAUGUCUAACGUGCUUUUGUUUCCAUUGCGGGAGCCAAAUUGAAAACCAUUAUGGCCAUUUUACUGAUCCCACAUCUCCUUGUUAUAAGCUCUUGUUCUUUGGAAUGCCUGGUACAGAGGAUUGA
Lodderomyces elongisporus is the source of this 1407-nucleotide messenger RNA. RefSeq names its product RBR-type E3 ubiquitin transferase. Lineage: Eukaryota; Fungi; Ascomycota; Pichiomycetes; Serinales; Debaryomycetaceae. Gene Ontology annotation, biological process: ubiquitin-dependent protein catabolic process; positive regulation of proteasomal ubiquitin-dependent protein catabolic process; protein polyubiquitination. Gene Ontology annotation, cellular component: cytoplasm; ubiquitin ligase complex. The transcript has a single exon. Bases 1 to 1407 code for a protein of 468 amino acids. The record is from RefSeq and is a predicted model, not a curated record. Gene Ontology annotation, molecular function: ubiquitin conjugating enzyme binding; ubiquitin protein ligase activity; zinc ion binding.